AUGAGGAGCCUGCGCUGUGCUCCCUUCCUCUUUCUGCUGCUCUCAGCGGGAGACUCUGCGGUCAUCACUGGGGCUUGUGACAGAGAUCUGCAAUGUGGUGGAGGCAUGUGCUGUGCUAUUAGUCUCUGGAUUCGAAGCCUUCGAAUGUGCACACCAAUGGGCAGCUUGGGAGAAGACUGUCAUCCCUUGAGUCAUAAAAUUCCAUUUUGGGGAAGGAGAAUGCAUCACAGCUGUCCGUGCCUACCUAACUUGGCUUGUGUCCGGAUUCCCCCUAGUAAAUACAAAUGUUUACCAGGAUUCAAAAAUGAAGAUAUGUUUUUUUAG
This is a messenger RNA of Elgaria multicarinata webbii, 324 nucleotides long. It is a transcript of the gene PROK2, whose product is annotated as prokineticin 2. Bases 1 to 324 code for a protein of 107 amino acids. Gene Ontology annotation, biological process: endothelial cell proliferation. The record is from RefSeq and is a predicted model, not a curated record. Lineage: Eukaryota; Metazoa; Chordata; Lepidosauria; Squamata; Anguidae. The transcript is spliced from 3 exons.